Messenger RNA from Pocillopora meandrina, 9514 nucleotides. The record is from the annotation of a GenBank genome assembly. NCBI's taxonomy places the organism in Eukaryota, Metazoa, Cnidaria, Anthozoa, Scleractinia, Pocilloporidae.
AUGCGUUGUUUGGCCCAACAGUUGGCUGUGCUUUGUCUCAUUUGUUUACCCUCUUUAAGCUACGGAAAAUUUACAGCUGAGAAAGUAUCUCGCAAGCAUAGCACAGACAAAGUUAGAAACAGUACUCCAAGAAGAUUUAAAUCCUCGAGGUCUCCGAACCUGUCCAAGAAGUCUAAGGAAACAGGUGUAACGGUGAAAGGAACACGAAAGAAUCUUCUCAACCCUCUAGUUUCUAGUUACGAAGGACCACACUUCUCCGAAGCUCCGUUACCAAUUCACAUCGAGCAUAUCAAAGAUUACCCGGUUGCUGUUCCAGUCAAGAAGGAAACUGCUGAACACAUUUUACAUGUGCACAUUCAUGACAGUGAGUUUGUUUUCUCAUAUUAGAUUUUUGAAACCAAUUUCAAAACACUUUGGGUUAAUGUUCAUAGACAAAGAAAUAACUUGACGCCUCUUUGUGUAGAACAUGAAAACAAUUCAAUAUUUAGAUAAAAGACGGAAAAUUAAAGAAGAACAAAAGGACUCAAUAGGACCACUUACUUUAGGAUUGAAAUUUGUGUUGAGACCCUUAGUUUGUGCUUUGAACGAAGCGCAAACUUAAAAUGUACUGUCUUCAUACAUCGCGCACAAAACCGGUUCAGAGUCAGAUGAGAUUGAAUCAGGCUCUCGUUUUUCAAACAUGUACUUUGUAUGCUUUUUGAUCGAGUAAGUGCAAUCUCUUUCAUUCAAUAUCCCAUUGUUUUGUUAAGCAACUGGUUCCUAGAAUAAAUCUCGUGGAUAUUUAUUCAACCUUUUUGUCUUGCAAAGUUUCAAAUGCACCUAACCAUUCCAAAAUUCUUUAAACGCGAUCAUGUAUAGCUUGUUAUCUUUUCAGAAAAUCCUUGCAAAAAUGGCGGAGUACUUUCGGGAGAAGAAUCAGGAAAUUAUCGCUGUAUUUGCCCACCUCAGUACGUUGGAUCCACUUGUGAAAGUAGGUUUUCCCUAAAAAGAAGGACGGCAUGUUUAGAGAUAAUCAAUGCUAACAAGUUGGACAUGACGUAGUGAAAUUAGAACUGUGAAUCGUUGACACUUUCGUGCAGUCAAGGAGAGAGUCAGUAACUUUCGUAUCGUUAACUCACCAACAGACACACUAAGUCAAACAGGCAAAUACUUAGUUCAAGUACCGUGUUAGCUGUUUGAGUUCUCUCGUAGGUGUGAAUCUUAAGAAAAUAUUAUUGACCAUAUUACUUGACAUUGCGUUUAAUGGCUGAUUAACACUCUGACCUAGAACAACAUUGUUUCAAGUUGUAACUUUUUGUUAUUUAAUAAUGUCUUGAUUCUGAUUUUAUUCAUUUUCUUAAGUACAACAGUACUGUUUUUCUGAACCAUGCAAGAAUGGAGGAAAGUGCCUAGAGAUUAGCAAUGGUUAUAAAUGCACAUGCCUCGCUGGUUUCACUGGCAAUGACUGUGAAGGUAAAAAAUCAAUUAAUUAAUGAGAAUAAUGGCAAUGUUUAAUGUAUUAUAUACAAAUUCUUGCGUUUUGUUUUCAACCCAAAUGAGGUUUUGAUGAUUCCUCACAAUAUGGCAAUUGUUUCAGACAGAGCCUUUUGCUCCCCUAACCCUUGUGAACAUGGAGGUACAUGCGUUGAGACUCUUCAAGGCUAUAAAUGCGUGUGUCAAGACGGUUACAAGGGGGAUAACUGUAAAGGUAAGAGGAAAAACCUUGACCAUUCACGGUAGAUUUUUGUGGGGGUUUCAUUUGAAAUUUAGUUGAAGAUACACGUCUGGACAAACUAGAAGCAUGUUUGAAUUCGUUGGUCACCACACAUUGUGUUAGCACGCAUUGAUGAUGGAUUGGGUGCAAGAUAUUCCAAUUAUAAAGAUUUCAAUCGGUUCCUUCCGUUUAAUGUGCAAAGCAUUGUACUAAAUACAAACGAGGUCGCACACCAUUUUAGCUGUACGCCAAUUAAGUCUGGAUGAGUCAAACAAAAUUAUGUUUGGCUGAAAUCAAACAUUCUCAGGGAAGCUUCUUUUUGAAAAGUAAACCGUUGAAGAAAAGCUUAGUUUUAAGUCCAUGAAAGCUGAAUGAACAUGAUAAAUUCUCAAAUUUAGACAAUGUUUUAUCGGAAUAGAUACUGAUGCUUGUUGGCCUAACCCUUGCCAACAUGGCGGAAGCUGUGAAACCAUAAAUGGUUCCCCACGCUGUCUGUGUCAACCGCAAUAUCAUGGAACUUACUGUCAUGGUAAGUGAGCGCUAUGAACGCGCAACUGUAGCUCAGUGAUAGCUAAAUAUUGCAGAAUGGCGUUUUCUAGCUUAUUCAUUACGGGAUAAAGAUUAAACCUAAAUUGAAGCAAACUACCAGACAUGGACAGCUCAAGAAACAUGUUUUUAGUUUAUUUUAGAUAUUCUUUGAAGCAAUCUCAUCAACCAGAACGGUCAGUUCGUUUAAUAUAAACGAGGUUAAUAAAAUUUCCAAAGGAUUUUAGGCGUUUGUAUGCCUAUUGUACCGACGGCAUUGGAGUUCACGGCCGCAUGGUCGCUGUGCAUGUCCAGUUCGAUCUGUGCAAGCCGUAAAGCGGUCAAAUACCAUUUUUACCCACUGUAAAACACUUCGAUGUGUUUUAAUUAUACACUUUUGAUUUGUCUACCUUGGCUUGCAGUCAACAACUUUAUCACUUGGUUCUCUGCUGCUUUCCUGCCUUAGAAAUUCAUCAGUAUCGAUCUUGUAUUAUUUGUUUCUCAGAGAGAUAUAUCUGCUUCAUGAAUCCUUGUCAUAAUGGAGGGAUAUGCGUAGAAAAUCCUUUGGCCCCUUGUCUUUGUCCAAAUGGAUACGUAGGAAAAUACUGCAUUGGUAAGAAUUUUUUUCUGUUACAGUGAUCAUAUACUAUACCUUAUAUCUCAAAGGAAAAAACAUGCUAAUUUUAUACACAUCCUUUUUUUACUAAGAUCACGUGUGUCGACCAAAUCCAUGCCUGCACAAAGGCACUUGCAAAGUAGUAGACCAUCCAUCGGGGUCCAGGAACAAGAGAUGGAAUUAUCGCUGCACAUGUCCGGAAUGGUAUCGAGGGCAUAUUUGUCAUAGUAAGUAUAGAUAAAAAGAAAAAGAUAGCACUGUGUAUUAAAGCAUUUUAGGUUAUUCGUUAACAACAUUUGAGUGAAGUGCUCUGUUUAACGCCUGUCAUCACGGUCUGUUGUCACUAUGUAUCAAAGCAUUUUCAGGUUAUUCGUCUAACAAUAUUUUAAUGAAGUGCUCUAUUUAUCGCCUGUUAUCUUAAGUUCCUCAUCCGUGCAUUCGUCAACCUUGCCUAAACGGUGGGACUUGCAUGGAUGCCUUCACUUCCAAAGAGGAAAACGAGGAGCAACCUGUUUAUGACCUAGCGCUCCCUUGGACACACUUGCACUUCCAUUGCCAGUGUCCUCCUGGUUUUAAGGGAUCCAGGUGCGAAAGUAAGUCCACAGAAAGUUAAUUCAUUCACUGCGGUACUUGUAAUAAUCAUGUUGACCCGUUCUAGAGCGUUGCCAACUCGAAACCUUUGAUAAUGAGAUUCUUGUUGGUUAGAGAAUACCCUUUUGUUAUAUUUCUGAAAAUUUCGUGGUGAUUGCAGUUGAGAAAUUGCAAAAAACAAAAAAAAUUCCAUUGCAAUUUUUUUUAUCCUUUGCUUUUAUCCAUUUGUUUUUUCUUUCAGUCUUUUAACGAGUUGCAACAAGAGCAUUUUGACUAAAUAUCAGUUUCGAAGUCGCCAUGGUCCCAUUAAAAAAAGAGUGAGAAUUCUCUUUCAAUUAAAAAAAGAUAGAGAUAGAGAUGAAUCCAAUAAAUCAUGUCUAUAAAAGAAAAAACAUUUUGUGAGCGACUUGAAAAUAAUUGAUAAUUUUUUUUGUUCUAAAAUCACUCAAAUUAUCGUUUCAGCUGAUGUUUGUUCGUUGUGUCAUCGUUUGGCUGAAUGUAUUGACCAUCAUUGUGUUUGCAAGCGUGGCUACGUUGGAAACGGAAAUUAUUGUAAAAGUAAGUGCGACAUGGAAAAAGCUAUCUUCGCAUAUAGUAAACAGACAAGGUGUAUUUGGUUCGGCAGUCGUGAGGGCCUGGGACAGCUUAUUUCUCUCAUGGCAGUGCAUACUACAUAUUUCGUGCGCUUUAUUCUACAUUGGAAAAUACCUCAAGCUAAGGCAAACACGAAAACAUUUUGAAAUGGAAAAAAAGGAGGAGGCGAAAAAAAUAGCUGAGAUGACCCUGUAAGUUCCUUCCAUUUCAUAAAAUGGAAUCAGAAUGCGUUUAUUUUAAUUACGUGUACUAUCCUUCAAAUAUUGCCCAGAAACCGCUGUUCAUACCACUGUGGAACUUUCCAGUCACAAAGUCACAAAUAAAAUUGUAGAUUCGAGUAAAUGAUUUGCUAGAUAACGAUAACUAUGUUAAAUUUCUUGCAGAGCCAACAAAUAGGUGUCAUCCCAAUCCCUGCCUUAAUCAGGGAACGUGCUCUGAACGGCAGGAUGGCAGUUACGACUGUGAAUGUGUCCCAGGAUAUUGUGGUCUUCAUUGCAAAGGUAUCUUAAUUUUUCUUGAAGAGAGAAAUAAGACAAGAAGUAUUCAAGUCAAGUCUAAACUCGAGAAGUGGCAAAUUAAUCAUGGCUCCUAGAAUUGUUGGCACCUCUUUGAGGCAGUUUACAUUCGUUUCGUGAAAAAGUCGUUUCGCGACAUUUCAAGAAGUCAUUUUAAUAAAAAAUAUUAAGAUAGGAUGCUGCUUCGCUGAUCUCGGUUAUUAUAUAUGGCUAGGUUAUAGCACGUUUACUUGGCAAUCAAAAUUCCGUCAACUGAAUUUUAUAAAGAGAAAAAUAUAAUUGAAAUCGACGAAAUAAAAUAAGAGAGUUAUGAAGAACCUUUUUAUUGGUAUAUAAAGGAUCCUUUGUUUGGUGUUCGCUUACUUUUCCUGUGCAAUUAAAUACUGGACUUCUUUUACCUUCAUCCAUCAUUUUGGAAAUGUUCUAUUGCUUAACUACUCAAUAUGAAUAGGAUAGGCGCAAAUUAUUAUAUUCUAGUGGAAAGGGAAUCAAUAUCAGUAUCUGGGAAACUGCCCACCUACCCCUCCCCUAACCCAACAUUAACCCUAACUUGUCAUCAAUUGACUGUUGUUGGGUUAGGGAGGGGUAGGUGGGCAGUUGCCCAGAUACUGAUAUUGAUCCAGGGAAGGCAUUGGGUUUAAAAAGAAAUUUACUUUUCAACAGAUAUUUGUGAACCAUGUUUGUUACGGCCAUGCUUUAAUGGAGGAGAAUGUAUCCCAAAGGGUGAGGAACGUAUCUGUAUUUGCAAACCGCCUUACCUUCAACCUGACUGUAAUGGUAAGUAGAAAUGAUAUUCAAUGACUCGGGAAAUUUAUGCUAUAAACUAAAGUGUACCUCUCGUCUAUCUAUUCGCAAAGUCAUUUACUCCAAGCACCCCACCUAGAAGAGUAUGAAUGCUCGUGUGCACAUUUGUGGAGCUUAAAUCCAUAGAAUCAAUUCAUUUUCUUCUCGUAAUUAUGGGUGCUUAUUGAAAAUUGUGACUAAAAGUUUUAGUUGCUUAUGUUGUGGCUUAUUUUUGGAAAUCAACGAGCGUUCCAUUUUGGGAUAUUAUAUAUAAGUCAGUGAAUUAAUAGAUAUAUCUCUUAAGCUGGCUUCUCCUGUUGAUUUAACAAAGCUCGGUAUAACGUUAGCUUGCUUCUUUUCAGAGACCGCUGUUAAUCGAUGUAUUCCAAAUCCUUGCAAAAAUGGUGGUACGUGUAGGUCUUUGCCAGAGAAAGAUGACUACAUUUGCGACUGCGUCGGUAAAUUCUCUGGAAAGGAUUGCGCUAGUGAGUAAGGUUUUGUCAUUAUUUCUUCAACCACACACGUAAAGAAAUGAUCAAGCACAUUAACACCGUAAUACCAGAAAUAACGCAGACCUUUCCUUUUCAUGACCACUUCGGCGCAUACUGCAUAUCAUAAAAUUUAUUAGAGCACCUUAAGCUACGGAGUACGUGCAACACGCCUAGGAAUUGCAAAUAAUACCUUCCUACUGACCAAGUGCUAGGGCCAUACUGGGGAAUAUUGGCCUGAACGCGUGGCAGUACGGACCGAGCGCAGCGAGGUCCGUACAAAAACGGACGAGGGCUAACACUCGCCUGUACGGCUCGCACAAGUGAGGUUAGUAGUUUAUUAUAAGGCACCCAGACCAAACCUGUUUAUUUUGAAUUUACCGGCUUUCGAGGACAUAAAUACAGGGCUUAUGACCGUUUUCGUGGAAACGGUCCGUAUGGCAAAAUCCAAACAAAGUAUGAACCAAUCAGAACGCUCGGAUUUACCUCAGGGCUACCUUGCUAUACAACAACUUCUUAUUAUCCGAUUUCAAGUGGGUUCGUAUUAGAAAAUUCCAUGACUGUACUUCCUGAUUCUAUAUUGGCUCAACUCUACAUUGAGAUGAUUUUCAUCAUCGAUUGCCUAAGGAUUCUCUAUUUUACCAAGUCAAUUAUACGAAACAAAACUAAAAAAAAAAAAAAAUUAAGAAAUGACAUAUAGACAGCAGUCUGUGUUUGAUUGUUUAAUAAAUGUUCUUUCUUACAGAUUGCGACUGCCCUAAGGCCAAACCACGACCAGAUGGGAAAGAAGUAAUUGACUCUGAAUGCGACGCAAUUGGGGAAUGUUUUUGUCCACUUGUUUCUGGUGUUCCUAAAGUCACAUUUACGGACGGCGGCUGCGUUCUUGACCGUAGGUUACAAGAAUGUUAAGUUUUAAUCCUUUAAAUUUAGCAAACAAAAUCAUGUCUGCGCAAUCGUUACUUUGGGUUACUUGGUAAAGUAAAGCUUUGAUGUGCAUAACAUCAUACAUUCUGCGAGAUUCCUCGGCAGAGCCCUGCAAAAGUUGUAGGCUUUGUUAAGAACGUGAGUGAUUGUAAAUUGAUAGGCGAAGAGCUGCAAUUAUGAUUGCGCAGUCAAUAUUUUGAAUAGUAAGUAAACGAGUAUGUGAUGAGUAGCAAGAAUGAGAAAGAAAAAUUUUGUUAGUAUGGUAUCUACGUAGUAAAUCCUAAAUGUAAUUGCAAGUUUAUCAAUUAAUAUUUACCUCCAAGCAUCUGAAGAAACAAAAUCGCGCGUAAUUUCAUUCUCAACCAUUUUUUCGCUAUACUGACUGAAAUAAACUGACUUUUUUGGGUUUCUGUGUGUUAUACACUGAAAUAAUGAUUCACCGAAGUGUAGAUGGAAUUGGUGGAUAUUCACUCACUAUUCUGGCCUUAUCAAUUUUUAUGUGGGUCACCAUUUAAACUAGCUUGGAGCCGAACUGGGCCAGCUUCUCUAAAUAUCGUAAAUACAAAUAUAUACAUGUAUGCAUAAAGAUUAAAAACAAACAAGAAACAAGACUUACUGAAAGCUUUUGUUCUUGAAAUUCAGGCCAAAGCCUUUGCUUUAGUGACCCAUGCAGGAACGGAGGAACAUGCGUGAAUAUUUUAAAUGGAUUCAUAUGUGAAUGCCCUCCUCCAUAUUACGGAACUUUCUGUGAAUGUAAGUCCUACUGUUACCACCAGCAAUGAUCUUCAUGUUUUUAGCAGGCUACGACAAAUAGUUACUUGGCCUAGGUUAACGCGAUUAUUUUAUACCAAUGAGAUAUAUACGGCUAGCAAAGAGGGUUUCAAGUCAUAUUUCAUAUCUUUCUUGAUAAAUAAUAACGUCUCAUUGAAAUCACUUCGAAGCUGCGUCAAUAGAGUGACCCUACAUUAUCCACUCAGACGUAUACUCAAUCUUUUCCUCCAGGCACUUCCUGUAUAUGUGAGAAACCGUGUAAGAAUGGUGCUACCUGUGUUGACAUUGCAACAAAACAAUACCAAUGUACUUGUCCCCCUGGUUACCAAGGUCCUGACUGUUCAGGUAUGUUAGUCAUUAAAUAGUUAAGCUUUCAGUUGUUAAUCCAACCAGAAUAUGCAGGGAGAUUGUCGUAUAAAUCGUUUCAACCACAAAAUUAACGACUGUUUUCCAGAAUAGAACCAUUCAUUUUUACAUUUUUCGACCACGAGGUCGCGUAAAUCACUUGACAUAAAAGUCACUAAUGCAAUGGGACACAAUUCGUGCAAACAAAAUAAAAAAUAAAUAAAAACUAAACAAAAAGUCAACUUCCAGUCGCAACAGAGAUAUUUCUCUGAGUAAAUGUUUAGCCAUCGAAAUGAAUUGAAGUAGCUCACAUUUAGAUGACGUGAGUUUUUAAGGAUUGCAAUCAAUACCCUUAACUCAGCGGUGAUUAAAAAAAAAACCUAAUUGUUGUAAUAUUCCUUUUUCCUUACGUGCCUACACUGCCUUGUGUGCACAUUGUGGCUGAGUGGCGAGGGCAGUUGGCUUGUGAUCUAGUGGUCCCGGGUUUCAGUCCUCCACACAACUGCUCGCUGGAUUUUCUUCCAGUUGCCCCGAGUUUAACACCUUGGCUGCACCUUGCAUGUAUAUAGUCAACUGGUCUGCCCACUGUCUUUUGGGAUUUUUAAACACUGUGUAUACAUUCAUUCAUCCAUUUAUUUCCUCAUUUAUUCCCUCGUUCGUUUAGGCCCUAAAAAGCCCUAUUGGGGAAGUGGUCGAUUAAGUAUAUCUCCAUAUAUAAAUACACAUGUACGUACGGAUUGAACUGCAUUUCAGCCAUGAAAUUGGUAUUAUACACUAAUGAAUUAAUUGAGUCACAAAUAACGUGAUGCCCUGUUUGGCAAUUAUAGAUUAGGAGAGAAUGUCCAUUCCACUCCCCUUAUGCUAUUUAACGUAGGGCAAAUAAAAAUAAUACCUUACAGUGAGAGAUUCUGCGUCUCUUUUGCAUUUACAGCCCCAGUGACACCAACAGAAAAGCGUUGUAUAAAUGUCACUUGCCUACAUGGAGGCACUUGUGUAGAGCGUCCAAAUGGAUACGAUUGUAUCUGCACACCACAGUACACAGGACCACAUUGUGGAGGUAAUCGCCACUUUUUGAAAUAUGAAUAGGUCCCGAUUGAUCUCUCAGAUCAAGGAAAAAAUGUGCAACCGAGAUUUAAAGGGAGGAGAGUUCUUCAAUUUUUUUACUCUCCAAAAUAUGGCAAUUGAUGGUUGCUGAAAAAAAUGAUGUGAAUUUUAAGGCUGCCUAUGUCUGAAGGCUAUGCCCAAAGACAAUUGUUCAUGAAAAUUAUUACUCUUGCUCAGUUGACAAGUGCGCUAAUUGUCACGAGGAGGCAGAAUGUGUAUAUGGACGUUGUCGAUGUAGAGAAGGAUACGUUGGAACUGGAUACGUUUGCGAGAAAGGUCAGUUUACCUGUAACGAUCGAGUCGCAGUUUCAAAUACUUUAUUUCAGAUAGAGUUUAGUAAAGAAUCUAAUAUCAAUGAUACUUUUAAAUAUGCGACAGUUGUUGACAACUUAUCAGGCUAAUACUGAUUUUAUUGUCUUGUAUUACAUAAGCAGAUAAGGAAAAAGAAUGUGGCAUCUGUCCUGUUCAUCAUCACUGUGCCCAGGGAGUCUGUAUUUGUAUUCCAGGGUUCAUUUGUCAAGGUAAAGGCAAUAUUCAUGCCACUGGAAUUUCCAUGCUACUUUGA